UCUUUCUCUGCUAAACACAAACAUGAGGCUAAACUGCAUAAGCUUGAUUUUCUUUCACAUCAUUAUCUUCAUCAAAUUCCUCAGUCUUUCAAGGCCACAAAAGCUACCCUGCUUGAAUUUCCUGCUCUUGAAGGAGAAAGCAUAUCAUAUGCACUAUUUCAGUACCCUGCAGGUACCAUCAACCCUCCUCAUAUCCACCCCCGUGCAGCGGAGCUUCUGUUCCUUCUAAGUGCUUCUCUGCAAGUAGGUUUUGUUGACACUGCACGCACACUUUACACACAAAUCCUUCAGCCCGGUGAUAUCUUCGUAUUUCCGAAAGGGUUGAUACAUUAUCAGUAUAAUCCACAAUCAGUUUCGGCCACUGCUAUAUCAGCUUUUGGAAGUGCAAAUGCAGGAACAGUUUCAAUACCCCAUUCUAUUUUCAGUACAGGAAUUCAUGAUGUAAUCCUUGCCAAGGCUUUCAACACUGAUACUAAUACUGUGAAGAAGAUAAGAUCUGGCCUUAACAAACCGUACAAUAUAAUGGCAAGCUAAACUUUCGUGUACCUCUUCCUUCUAGCUUCUGUAUAUCUGAUAAAUUAUAUAUCAAGGAAUCUUAAAAACCUCCAUGUUUUUGUUUUUAUGCUCA
Vigna unguiculata (cowpea) is the source of this 628-nucleotide messenger RNA. Its product is annotated as germin-like protein 9-3. NCBI's taxonomy places the organism in Eukaryota, Viridiplantae, Streptophyta, Magnoliopsida, Fabales, Fabaceae. The record is from RefSeq and is a predicted model, not a curated record. Gene Ontology annotation, molecular function: manganese ion binding.